UAUUUGAAAUGCUCGGUUUUUAGCUAAUAAAAAUACGUCACUGAGGAUAUGGCUCGCGAAAACAGAGUUAUUUUCAUAUCAUAUGUCACAUCAUCUUUUCUUGAUACAUGACCAUAAACAUAAGUGUCUCUGUCUAACGACAUCCAGCGGAUCUGGGAUGUGUGAGUUGGAUCGCAGGUCAGUCCAUCAGACCAUAGCAUUUUCAGACCAUCAGACCAGAGCAUUAUCAGUACGAGAUAUAGACCAAUUCAACAUACAUUUAUACAAAAUUUUUAAGCCCUGAUUUGGAUUAAGAGCAAGAAUUUUAGUCUACGUGGAAGUUUUCAUUAUUCAAUGACUCCCAAUAUGGAUUUUCUGACGACAUGAAGGCAAAACUACCAUUAUCACCUAUCAUGUCACUAAGAUAACAAAAGGUUGCACCACUUCCACCUCGUUAUCACCAACAGCUACUUUCUCGAUUGGCUGAACAAGCUUAGAUCUAUGGAGACAGCUCUUGAAUUUAAAGAUAUCAUUCUCCUUAAGUUUUCCUUUGACCCCAGAGCAGCAUUUAUUCACCCAAUGGUCACAACUGCUACAGUAGGUGAAGUUUUCACAAACUCAUUUGUUGCAUGCACCUCAUGGCCAUUUUCUGGUUUUUGUUCUGACAUUUGAACCAUAGGAGCUAUGGCAAACCUUGGUCCUGCCCAUAUUCACCCUUAGUCCUGCCCAUAUUCACCCUUAGUCCUGCCCAUAUUCACCCUUAGUCCUGCCUAUAUUCACCCUCAGUCCUUUAGCUUCAAGUUCUUACUUCCAGUUUAACAACACAACUUUAAGUUCAUCCAACCAGUCUGCAUUAAUAACCAAGUUGUCAGCUUAAAGCAAUUCCCAGGGACAGCCAACUCUUAAUUUAGGGGGGGGGGAGUGCCUCCAUAACAAAAUGAAAACCAGGAGGCUCAAUACUGACCUUUGAUUUACUAUAUAUACUUGCCCUUUACUCUUACAAUAGAGCUUGGCGAAUCAUACAUUGCCUGUGUAUAGUUCUCACAAGCCAAUCAGCUACCGCAUUGCCCACCACAGCAUUUUGCUUGGUAUUCGGUUAGAAGAUUAUUCCAGAUCCAUAAAAGCGAAGUAAGAUUUGUUUUGUUUGCCAAGAUAUUUUUCAAAUUAUUGGCCCAGGAUAAAGAUAGUGUUGGUAGUGCCCCUAGGCUUUGCUUGAAGCUGUACUGCAUUUCGUCAAUCUUAAUUUAGGAUUGUAUUAUUACUCAAGCGCAUGUUCACAAAUUUUCAUGGUUUGAUCAGGAAGAUUAAGAAGUUUCCUCAUUCCAUCUUAUCACCUUUACCUUUAUGCAGGUUGAUAAUACUUGAAUAUCAUGAAAUUCAUGAUAAGACUCUUAAUUGCAUAAUACAUAGUAUUUUUUAAUGUUUUCAUAUACAUAUAAUAAUUUAAAAUUUUAAUAGAAGGUAUAAUGUGCUUUCUAUUGACCGUCUGGCAGAAUGAUAACUUUUGCCUAAUCUCUCAAAGGCUUUUUCUUACUAUCUCAAAAACUUGUAAACCUACUAGAAAAAAGUUUUCAAAAAUGAUAACUUGGAUAUUGGGUCAUUCCACGUGAAAUCAUCAGAUAUUUUUAAGAUUUGUAACCCAUGGUCUUAGAAUUUCUUGAUUUUUUUGUCACAUAAAGAUAGUUUGGAGAAAAUACCACAUACAAAAUUUCAGUCUUCUAUCUCUCAUGGUUUCCGUUUUAUUGCUGUUUCAAAAGUGACCCAUUUUUGCCAAAUAUGCCACACCCAGUUUAUUAAGCGAUGGGCGGGGCUUUCUAUCAGUAGCUGUAAUUUCUCUAUAGUUGUGUAUAUUUGCUUAGAAAUAAUAUCAACUAUGGAUUUGAUACUGUAGAUUUCAAAUAUUCCAUCAAAACUUAUCAAUUCCCUAAGGCAAAGCAGAUAAUCAAGUGUUAGAGUGGAUCACUUGAUUUGAAAAUGUUCCUAACCGGUGUAUAUAAAUAUUGAAAAAAAGUAAUGUAGCUGGAAUCAUAGCAUAAAAAGCUUGCUAUAUUCUGAAAGUGUAUUCCUCGGACUAUCAGAAAAUGUUAGAGGUGACAAUUGCAAUUCAAGCAUUGUGAGUUAAUUGCACCUUACAAAAUGGGUAUAAUAUCGCAAAAAUUUUAGACAAAAACAAAGGUUUUUUAAUGGUUAUGCCCCAUAAAAUACAAAGAGCUGCUAAAAACAUUGAAUCAAACAUUGCUUCAUUUUUCAACAACAUCACAUACUUAGUUAAAAAUGGUUCUUUAGCCAAGGAAAAGUUUAGAUAUUGUUUUGUAGUCACUGUAGCUGAUGUUGUAAGUUCGACCUGUGACAGUUUUGGGUGAAUCAAUUUUGCAAAGCAUGUGCAAACUUGAUACCCAGCAUAUGUCUGGUCUGCUUGGCCAUGUAAAGCUCUGAGUGGGUCCAGGUGGGUGCAUGAAGUUUAUUUGAAAGUCCCCUUCAUCUUCAUUUAUUUCAAGAAUCAUGCCAACCCACCACUUAUGGUCAUAUAUGCAAGCAACAUAGUCAUUCCUUCGAGCUCCAACACCAUUCUCUGGGGUAUUAGAAGCAAAAGAAAAGGUUCCUGCAAAAUCUCUAUCAUCAGAAGUAUAUUUUAAAGCAAUUUUUUUAUCUGAAAGUGGAACAAACUGAUGGAAAAUUCUGGUUCCAGGAAUGGUGCUCCCAUGGGCAAAUCGUUUAAUCUGCUGCUCUCUAACUUUCACCAUAGAAUCCUUCGAUAUGAAAAAAAACUCAAUAUCUUUUAUAUUUUCUUUGCAAAAUUUGAGCAUAGCAGAAACUGUCAAAAUCUGAUUGCUGUGAGUCCUUUGCAGACUUGCUCUUGCUGUUAGCCUUUUAACAGUCCCCCCAAUGCCAUCACAUACUGACUUCCCAUGCUGGAAGCAAAAACAGUUCUCAGGGGUGUCAUUUCCUAACUCAUUUCUGCUUAGUUGGAUGCUUGGCCAGUCCUUCCUGUCAACAGGAAGUACUGGCAUGAGGUUUCAUAAGCUCACUUCCUUCUCAGCAUUUUUCACUUAUGGAGCAUAUAACAAUAUUGAAUGUCUCCAGGUAUUUUAGUUUCUUUGAGAAUAUGGCUGGGCUAGAGGUGUGUGAUUUUGGUCGAUUUCUUGAAGAUGAAUGUCACAAACUCUCUUAUUGUCGUUCUGUUGGAAAAAGGAUACUCAUGCCAUCAGAUGAAAUUGAUGCUGUGUUACUUUGGAGAGCUAGAAUGGUUGACUAUAUGUCUCCUGAGGCUAGUGUAACAAUUUGUUACCAUCAUGAGGCAAAAUUUGGUGCAGUUUUUGAAAGAAAGUUUACAAAAUGCUGUGAUGUUUGUAACUUGCAUAAGAAAGCUGUUAAAGGUGGACACAAGGUUUCAUUGGAUCUAGCAAAAAAGCUUGGCGAGAAAGGCAUAGAAUGCCUUCCUGGUUGGCAGCUAUGCCGGUCUUGCUUUGAAAGACUGCAAAAUUCACCAAGUGAUGAUUGUUUUGAAAAACAGGAUGUAGAGGAAGAUGAAGCAUUUACUGUUGAAAAUAAUGUUAUGCAAUCUGAGUUUAGAGAAAACUUGAAUCAAACCCUUGCAGCAAUCGGAGAUUCACCAAUUAAAACCCACAGCAUGCCAAAGCACAGAAAAAUUUCAUAUGUGGCCAAAAAAUCUGAAUCUGUCUCUUCUCGGAUGCAAGACUCAAUUGCUGCUGCUGUAGGACUGGAACAGUCAGGAUUGCUUUCCACAAAAAACAAUGAGAUGUCACCAGAUACAAUUGUGAAACAAAAAGCUUCUGAUUUUGACCAGCUGAUGAACAGCUUAAAAGAAAGAAUUUUUGGGGCUACAAAUGCAACCAAGCUACAAACUCUAACUUUGAUACCAGAGUCAUGGUCCCAUAAAUAUGCAGCUUCCUUUUUUGAUGUUUCAGAAUACAUGAUAAGAAGGGCUCGUGAAUUGAAAGAAAGGAAAGGAAUUCUUUCUCUGCCUGAUAAGAAAAUUGGGAAAAGUUUAUCAGAAAAAGAUAUUUAUUUAGUUCAAAACUUUUUCCAAAAUGAUGAAUAUACAAGAAUGAUGCCUGGGAAAAAAGAUUAUGUAAGUGUUGGGAAAAAAGUACAUGUUCAGAAACGAUUAAUAUUAUGCAACCUGAAAGAGCUUUAUGCAGCCUUCAAAGAAGUGCAUUCAGAUGUUGUCAUAGGAUUUUCUAAGUUUUGUUCUCUGCGCCCUAAAUGGUGUGUGACUGUUGAUGGAAGUGGAUCUCAUUCUGUUUGUGUUUGUGUGACGCAUCAAAAUGUACUACUUAUGUUAGAAGCAGUUGCUACUAAUAAGACAUACAAAGAUAUGAUAGACAUGAUUGUUUGCAGCAAGGACAAUAAGCAAUGUAUGGUGCACAGAUGUGACAACUGUCCAGGGACAUCUAUACUAAAAAGGUAUCUUGAUCAAUGUUUGCAUGAUGGUUAUAAUGAUGGUGAUGUCAUAUUUCAGCAAUGGGAGAACACUGGUAGAUCUGAAUUAGUAAAAAGGUGUAUGAGUAUUGAUGAUUUUGUUGAGUUGCUAGUUAAGCGUAUUGAUGCUUUGACCUCUCAUUCUUUUCUUGCCAAAUGUCAGUCAAAAUACCUUAACAAGAGAAAGGAGGAACUUGAAGAUGAUCAUUUGCUUAUUUUGGCUGACUUUGCUGAAAACUAUGCGUUUUUUACCCAAGAUGAAAUCCAAUCUGCCCACUGGAACAAGCAAAGCUGCACAUUACAUCCCAUUGCCAUGUAUUUCAAAAAGGAUAACCAACUUGCUCAUUUAUCGUUCUGCUUCAUAUCGGAUGAUUUAGAUCAUGAUACAUGCUUUGUUUAUGAGCUCCAAACCAAGCUGUUGGAAUGGGUUAAAUUCAACCUCCCUCACAUAAAAUGCAUUGAGUACUUUUCAGAUGGAUGUGCUGCUCAGUACAAAAAUUUCAAGAAUAUGAUGAAUCUUUGCCUCCAUUUUCAGGAUUUUUCUCUUAGAGCUACUUGGAACUUUUUUGCUUCCAGCCAUGGGAAGUCAGUAUGUGAUGGCAUUGGGGGGACUGUUAAAAGGCUAACAGCAAGAGCAAGUCUGCAAAGGACUCACAGCAAUCAGAUUUUGACAGUUUCUGCUAUGCUCAAAUUUUGCAAAGAAAAUAUAAAAGAUAUUGAGUUUUUUUUCAUAUCGAAGGAUUCUAUGGUGAAAGUUAGAGAGCAGCAGAUUAAACGAUUUGCCCAUGGGAGCACCAUUCCUGGAACCAGAAGUUUCCAUCAGUUUGUUCCACUUUCAGAUAAAAAAAUUGCUUUAAAAUAUACUUCUGAUGAUAGAGAUUUUGCAGGAACCUUUUCUUUUGCUUCUAAUACCCCAGAGAAUGGUGUUGGAGCUCGAAGGAAUGACUAUGUUGCUUGCAUAUAUGACCAUAAGUGGUGGGUUGGCAUGAUUCUUGAAAUAAAUGAAGAUGAAGGGGACUUUCAAAUAAACUUCAUGCACCCACCUGGACCCACUCAGAGCUUUACAUGGCCAAGCAGACCAGACAUAUGCUGGGUAUCAAGUUUGCACAUGCUUUGCAAAAUUGAUUCACCCAAAACUGUCACAGGUCGAACUUACAACAUCAGCUACAGUGACUACAAAACAAUAUCUAAACUUUUCCUUGGCUAAAGAACCAUUUUUAACUAAGUAAGUGAUGUUGUUGAAAAAUGAAGCAAUGUUUGAUUCAAUGUUUUUAGCAGCUCUUUGUAUUUUAUGGGGCAUAACCAUUAAAAAACCUUUGUUUUUGUCUAAAAUUUUUGCGAUAUUAUACCCAUUUUGUAAGGUGCAAUUAACUCACAAUGCUUGAAUUGCAAUUGUCACCUCUAACAUUUUCUGAUAGUCCGAGGAAUACACUUUCAGAAUAUAGCAAGCUUUUUAUGCUAUGAUUCCAGCUACAUUACUUUUUUUCAAUAUUUAUAUACACCGGUUAGGAACAUUUUCAAAUCAAGUGAUCCACUCUAACACUUGAUUAUCUGCUUUGCCUUAGGGAAUUGAUAAGUUUUGAUGGAAUAUUUGAAAUCUACAGUAUCAAAUCCAUAGUUGAUAUUAUUUCUAAGCAAAUAUACACAACUAUAGAGAAAUUACAGCUACUGAUAGAAAGCCCCGCCCAUCGCUUAAUAAACUGGGUGUGGCAUAUUUGGCAAAAAUGGGUCACUUUUGAAACAGCAAUAAAACGGAAACCAUGAGAGAUAGAAGACUGAAAUUUUGUAUGUGGUAUUUUCUCCAAACUAUCUUUAUGUGACAAAAAAAUCAAGAAAUUCUAAGACCAUGGGUUACAUUGGUCUGAUGAUUUCACAUGGAAUGACCCUAUUGUAAAUGUUAAUUUGCUCAAGGAAGAAAGAAAAACCGCUGGUGUUUUGCUGUCAGUGUUAUUAUUUUCAAAUACUUGUUUCCUUAUAAAAAUUGCAUGUUUUCUUCAAUGGAGCCUACCUCAAGAGAACAAUAAUGAAUGCGCCAAACCAUUAGAGAACCCUAAUUGAAACCGGCAAAGAUUAAAAAAAUGUCUUUUACAUCUCAUAAUCGAAUAAAUUUUAUUUGAAAAAUACAUGCUGUUGUUUGUGUCCACUUAGUGGAGGUAUAUUUCUAAAAAGCUUCCAGUAAAAAUGUCAUCUGAAUGCUUUAUAAAGGUGUAUGCCUUGUAACACUUAUGCAACUAUGCAGAUCACAAUACAUUUAGGCUGUCAAGUACUGUUAUGACUGAACUAACUGACGAAAUAGAAUCUGAAGCAGCUAUUCUUAAUAAAUGGUUUUGUGAAAAUGUUUUGAUGCUCAAUGGUGAUAAAAGCUUUUGACACAGUAAGUCACACAAUGAUGCUAGAUAAUCUACCUCUUUAUGGAGUUCAAGGGAAGGAACUAGAGUGGUUUAAGGAUUACAUUUUCUUCCGGGAAGGAAAAGUUGCCUGUAACAGUUUUUUAUAUCAGGGGCAUGCAUUACUGACAGAAGUAUCACAGGGGUCAAUUCUGGCUCCUUUAUUGUUCUUGAUAUUGUUCAAUGACACUGUGAAGUGAACGUAAUCGAGCAUUCAAGCAUCUUGAAAUCUGCUGACAACACAGUCUUGUAUUUCGCAGACAAUGGCAUCCAGUCUAUCAAUGCCAAACUGUCUAAGGACAUGGAAUGUUUAACAGACUGGCUAAAGAGCAACAAACUGGUUUUGAAUUUAAAGAAAGGUAAAACAGAAUCCCUUCUUUUCAGCACCUUGCAAAGGAUUGCCAAGCUAACUGAGCUAAUUGAAAUCAAACUGUCACACCAAACUGCCACCAAUAACACAACUGAAUACAAGUAUCUUGGUGUUUGCGUAGAUAGCUCCCUAAAUCUGAAUUCAAAUUUCCAUGCUUGUUACAAAAAAGCGUCUGGUAGGCUACGGCUUUUAGCAAAAAUAUGAUCGUAUCUUCAUCAAGCCACAGCUUUUACAAUUUAUCAUUCAAUGAUACUGCCAACAUUUACACACUGUGGCACACACCAGUUGAAGUCAACUUAUGCCCAGCUGAGUAGGCUCUCAUCACUUCACUCUCGUGCACUCAAAUAUAGUCUCUGGAGUUGUAAGACCAAACCAGAAACUUACAUAAAUUGUCAAUGCAGACAAGACUAGGGCCUGCAAGCUGGUAUGAAAAUGUCUAUAUGAAAAUGACUGUGAAUUCUGUCUUCUUCCAGAAGCACUUCUACAUGCUGUUGCUGGGUGCAAAGUGUACCUUGACCAAGGCCGCUAUACUUGGUGUCAUAAAUCUGCAUAAACUUUCUAGCCACUUCCUUCCAAGCAAUAAACGGGUCUUCUCUCUUCACAGAUUUACCAGGCUUUCUUUCCCCUUCUAUCAUAACUGGAGAUCAACUACGCCCCGACUUACUUCUCAAAACUAUGGAAAACUGUCUGUACGUUUUAGAGCUAACCAUAGGCUCUGAAACAAAUCUCAACUGCAAUGCUGUCAGAAAGUCAGAGAAAUAUGCUACCCUCGUAUCUGACUUUAACUGUCAGUUUAAGUCAGUCUCGUUUGUCAAUUUUUCCAUCAGUUCAUCAGUUUGGCAUUUUUGGCAACUCCUGCAGCUCAUUCAUUGACAUACGUGUGACUCUUUGUCCAUUGAACAUCAACAGAACCGCUAUCUCAUCUCCAAACUUACAAGCAUCUCCAUUCGCAAGUUGAAUUGAAAAUGAAAUGUUUCCAUUAUUAUUAUUAUUAUUAUUAUCAGAGAACUUUUAAAGCCAACUCAUCUAAUUAAGAGGAAUCUAAAAUUCGAAUAAAUGGGGCAUGGAAGUGAGGAUGUUAAACUAUUGGGAAUAACACUGGGCCAUCAACUUAGAUUAGAAGAACAUAUUAAAGUUUAUUAUAAAGAAGCUUGGAAAAAGGUAAACGCUCUAGGUAGGAUUGCUUUGUUUUUGGACGAAUCUAAGCGAAUUCUUUUAAUAAAACGUUCAUUUUAUUAUAUUUGGAUUUUUUCCUUCUUAUUUGGAAUUUUUUGGAUCUUGCGAUGUAAUUUUAUAAAACAUUUGACGGUUUUGAAUCCAUCUUUUAUGGAGGAAAUAUUUUCCAUAGAUUAAUGCCCAUAUUAAUUAAGAAACUCCCAAUUCAAAACAGUGGAGCCACAUAAAAAAUAUAUGGAUUUAAUACCGUACCAUGCAGAUGAAGCCAAAUAUGUCUCCCUGAAACCUUUUUGACACCCUCUUGGCAUGAAUUAUAGUGUUGUCCCUGAACACUGCUUUUUCUCAAUUUUUGUGUGG
Molecule: messenger RNA, 8712 nt
Organism: Rhopilema esculentum
Lineage: Eukaryota; Metazoa; Cnidaria; Scyphozoa; Rhizostomeae; Rhizostomatidae
Source: RefSeq, a predicted model, not a curated record